This is a messenger RNA of Myxozyma melibiosi, 1940 nucleotides long. RefSeq lists its product as uncharacterized. The transcript has a single exon. The coding region runs from base 204 to 1604 and encodes 466 amino acids. Lineage: Eukaryota; Fungi; Ascomycota; Lipomycetes; Lipomycetales; Lipomycetaceae. The record is from RefSeq and is a predicted model, not a curated record.
ACCAAACCUCCGCGUCUUUUUUUGCCUCUGCUCGCCUUGUUCGCCUUUUUGCCUUGUUGCGCGCUGUUUGCUUGCCUUGUUGCCGUCUGCUGUGAUAGUCCUGCUUGUUGACCGCGUAGAGACUCUACUAUAUAAGCACCUCCUCCGCCUCGCUCGCUUCUUCUCGCUACUCCUCCUCGGCGCCCCGCAGACCAACCUCCACCAUGUCUUCCCACCGCACCUCCCCCUCCGUCUCCUCCUCCAUCGCCGACGAGCAGCACUCCACCCACGAGUCCGUCGAGUCUGUCGAGUCCGCCGACGAGCUCCACACCGCCACCGCCGCCGCCGUCGUCGCCCGGCCCACUGAGGUCCUCGUCAACCGCCGUGUCUCGGCCACCCCAUCUAAUGCCUCUGACCUCACCACCACCGCCGACUCCGUCCCCUCCACCGUGCACGAGACCAUGCCUCCGCCGGCCUCCUCUUCUGCUGCCGUGACCGAGAGCUACCCAGACCCCCCUCCGUCUCCCACGGCGUCGACCACCAGCUUCCGCAGCGCCGAGCAGUCCGUCUACGACACCGACGCUUACACCACCGACGCCUAUGUCGACGCCUACGACGACGAGGACGACGCUUCCUCUAUCUCGACCAUCCCCGGUGGAGUCGCCGCCGCCACUGCCACUACUCCAGCCGCCGCCGCCGCUGCCUCUACCGCUACCCCGACGGCAGCCGGAGGCGCGACUACCCCGCCCAUGUCCGAGACCGAGAUCUUGAACGCCUUCCCCGCUACGCCCGCAGCUGCAGCUACCACCCAGCGCAGUGCGCCGGAGUCCUCCACGCCCACCAACACCUCGAGCACAUCGAGCAAGGAGAAAAUCCUCGCUGGUGCUGCUGUCGGCGCAACUGCCACCGCUGCUGGUGCCGCCGCCGCUACCCGCAAGGCCGCCGCCCCCGCAAAGAAGCCUGCCGGCAACAUCAGCGCGGCGGAGAAAGGCGUUGCCGCUGCUGGCUCGAAGGGUCUGUCUUCCAAGAAGAAGUGGAUUGCUGCCAUAGUUCUCUUCCUCGUGAUUGCCAUCGGUGUCGGUGUCGGUGUCGGCGUGGGCGUUGGCACAAAGCACCACAACAACAAGAGCAACAACAGCUCGAGUGGGUCUUCUGGCAGCUCCUCCUCGCGCACUUCGUCUACAGCGCUGCCUACCUCGUCGACUUCCGCGGCCGGAAUUGCCUCUGCUUCUGCCUCUGCCAGCGCGUCCGCCUCAUCGCAUGCUUCCAGCAGCGUUUCCGCCUCUGCCUCCGGCUCUGCCAUGUCUACGGCCUCCUCAAGCCACGCCUCGUCGUCAGCCCGCUCAUCAUCGAGCGCGUCCGACAGAAGCACCACCCCUCUCGUCGCCGCAACCUCCACCUCUCGUGCUGCCUCGUCCUCCGCACUCCCUUCCACCGCGUCAUCCUCCCUGAGUGCCUCGCGAUCGCUCGUGACCUCCACCCUCGUCUACACCACCGACGUCGAGGUCUCGACCCACACACUCGCCACAAACACCUACUACGACCUGCCGUACACCACGUACUAUACCACCGCAAUCCCCACGCUGGUGACUUCCUACGUCGUGCGCACCGUCUCUAGCUCAUAAGCUCGCUCGCCGGCGGUUCUUUCCCUUUUAUUUCGAUUCUUUUGCUUUUUGUGUAUCUCAAGUUCAGGACCUCGAAAUCGUCCUUUUUGUAACAUACUAUUCUUUUCUUUUUUCUUGAUGUUGUGAUGCUUACUUUUUUCUUUGUUUCUGUAUUCUAAUGUAUAGCUUCUGAAUACCAAACCUGCCUUUGCCGAGUGACAUGUUUCUGAUUUUGUCUUUGCUUAUCUUGUUUUAUUUGGAAAAAAAAAUGUGGUCAUGGUCAAAUGCCCACUCACAUUCGUUUUCUUCUUACUCUACUUUAACUGUAGCGUUUCAAUAUAAUACAAGUACAUAAAA